UCUCUUCCACUCUUUCUGAUCCACCUCCUAACCCCAGCCCGUUUACUCGAACGCUUGCGCCGCGUAAUAUUCAGUUUGGGUUAGGUUUGCCGUGAUGCUGCCAUCUGUCAAUCAAUCUUCGAAACAAUCUGUUUUCGCAAUGUAGUUCCAACAUUUGACGAAACAUUGUAUCCGCGUUAAAUACCAUUCUCGAUCGGUCUAAAUAAAAGCUGUUCAAGUUAUUCUCCCAGUUAAUAUAGAUCGUUACAAAUGCGAACGACGGACUUUACUUUUGUUUGCUCACUUCUUUUAAACCAAGAUGACGAGGAAUAUCGUUGAUGCUAUGGCGCGUAAUCAUCGAUCGACUGUGGGUAGCUUGUAAACGUACGUUUCGUUCUAGUGUUCCUAAGUCCAUUGUAAAUAACCUCUUCCGCCUUUCGAGAUACAUUGGAAUAAUCGUCGUUGCCAUUUCGCUGCAUCGCAUUCGCUAAAAAUGUCUUGGUUAUUCGGAAAGAAGAAACGACAUAAGGACUCGCCUCCCGAUUCCACGGAAGAAGAACAGUCAUCGAGUCAAAGCGAUGGAUUCGAUAUCAUUUCAAUGCCCCCAGCAAUGCCAAUGGAUACAAGCCACAACACCGCGGCUACGCAUUCUAGUAGUAAUUUAUAUCCGUACGUUCCUCCUGUUCCAAACUUUGGCCAAGGCUUACCGCCCGAAUUAGACAAAGACUAUAAUCAAGGAGAGAACGCACCGCACUAUUUGAACGGAGUUCCAUUUAAAUUGUGCAAACGUCUGGAGAUUAACGCGAGCAACGAUUUCGAGAUAGAUAACCUUAGAAUUAGCGAGAUUUUGUCUUUUAUAGAGAGAAUAGAAAAUCGAAAUUACGAUUAUAGUUUUUCGUUGGAAGAAAGCAUCAUGGCAGAAAUGAAUAGUAGAAGCGACGAAUGAUUUCCUUUCCAACGUGCAAUGUCCACGUGAUCGUCUAAACCACCGUUACUCGUUUUUUUUUAUUGAUGCGUUCGUAAUUAAACGUGUACUUUCUACUCAUGAUUUAACGAAGGAAAGAAAAACAAAGAAGAGAAACUAAACCAAAUUACCUUCACCCACGCUCGAUAAUGCACGAGCACAAAUUUAUUCGAUAAAGAAAAUACGCGAUCAAGUUUUUGUACGCGCGUUUGUAACAUAGCACUUAUUCAUAAUUUUAAGUAUAUUCUAUAUUAUAUGUCACGAGUUUGUACAUUUGUAUCGGAUGUAUAAUUUUAAUGUAUUAAUGAGUGCUUUUAAUAAAUAUUAAGUAUCAUCAGA
Messenger RNA from Bombus pascuorum, 1282 nucleotides. RefSeq lists its product as uncharacterized. Bases 473 to 925 code for a protein of 150 amino acids. The transcript is spliced from 2 exons. NCBI's taxonomy places the organism in Eukaryota, Metazoa, Arthropoda, Insecta, Hymenoptera, Apidae. The record is from RefSeq and is a predicted model, not a curated record.